Messenger RNA from Camelina sativa (false flax), 1195 nucleotides. RefSeq names its product vesicle-associated membrane protein 713. Gene Ontology annotation, cellular component: membrane. NCBI's taxonomy places the organism in Eukaryota, Viridiplantae, Streptophyta, Magnoliopsida, Brassicales, Brassicaceae. The record is from RefSeq and is a predicted model, not a curated record. Gene Ontology annotation, biological process: vesicle-mediated transport.
UUUUUUGGCUUUCGCCUUUGAUAUUAUUUCAAAAUUCAACUUUUCACCGUGAAGCGGGGGGCUUCCUCCGAUGUAUGGUGAUGCUUUGAUUUGAACAAUUCUCAGAUUUUUUAUACAGUCUAAACCAAUCGAUUUUGGGGGAGGUUUUUGGUUUGAGCUGAUUUCGUUGUUGUCAAGAUCUAAGGUUUUCUGAAUCGACGAUUUAAAGAGUGAGCUGGGGGAAAGAAAGAGGUGCCGCCGGAGUAGGUAGAGAUGGCGAUCUUAUUUGCGUUGGUGGCUCGAGGAACGGUGGUGUUAUCUGAGUUUAGCGCUACUUCUACUAACGCGAACUCAAUCGCUAAGCAAAUUUUGGAUAAGUUGCCUGGUAACGAUAGCGAUAGCCACAUGUCUUACUCUCAAGAUCGGUACAUCUUCCAUGUCAAGCGUACCGAUGGUCUUACCGUUCUCUGUAUGGCCGAUGAAUCCGCCGGAAGGAAUAUUCCGUUUGCUUUUCUGGAUGAUAUUCAUCAGAGGUUUGUGAGAACAUACGGCCGUGCUAUUCAUUCAGCUCUAGCUUAUUCCAUGAAUGAUGAGUUCUCAAGAGUUAUAAGUCAGCAGAUGGAGUUUUAUUCCAAUGAUCCAAAUGCAGACAGGAUGAGUAGGAUUAAAGGUGAAUUGAGUCAGGUUAGAAACGUGAUGAUUGAGAAUAUUGAUAAAGUCUUGGAUAGAGGGGAGCGUUUGGAGUUGCUAGUUGAUAAAACUGAAUAUAUGCAAGGCAACACUUUUCGUUUCAGAAAGCAAGCUCGCCGUUACAGAACUGUUAUGUGGUGGAGAAAUGUUAAGCUUACGAUUGCUCUGAUACUUGUACUCGCGUUGGUUGUGUACAUCGCGAUGGCCUUUGUUUGCCAUGGGGCAACUCUUCCUUCAUGUUUCAAGUAAGAAGACACUCUUACUUUCACCUUUCCCUUCUUGGGAAUAUAUCAGUCUCUGUUUCGAUCUUGAAAUGUGAGAUAUGCGUUGUGUAAAAUGUGUGUUUAUGUGCUUUUUCAAGUAUCAAGCUUCUACAUAUUGUUUCGAAUUUGAGAAUCGACUGUUAUUUGUUAGUGUGAUAUAUUUCACUGUUAAUGAUCAUCCCUUGUCUGUUUGCAAUUUAUGCUGCAACAUUAAGACUUCAGAGUCUCUCUGUUUAAAGAUUAUAUAAAGAAGUCGUUUUUCA